Messenger RNA from Danio aesculapii, 2851 nucleotides. It is a transcript of the gene agr1, whose product is annotated as anterior gradient 1. The transcript has 8 exons. Bases 105 to 611 code for a protein of 168 amino acids. Gene Ontology annotation, cellular component: endoplasmic reticulum. Lineage: Eukaryota; Metazoa; Chordata; Actinopteri; Cypriniformes; Danionidae. The record is from RefSeq and is a predicted model, not a curated record.
UAACUAUAAAAGUGCCCAACGUAAAGCAAAGUAGUUGCUGUCAGCUUGAGAGAAGGACAUUAAUCAUCCGUUUCAGUCCUGUACACAGAGUACACGUUUUAAUCAUGCAACACUGGACGCUCUGUAUACUUCUACUAUGCCUUGUCUUCUGUGAUGUCUCUACUCAAAGGAAAAAAAAGACAGUCCAAACUCUCUCAAGAGGUUGGGGUGAUGACAUUUCUUGGGCUCAGACGUAUGAGGAGGGACUGGCUAAAGCAGUCAAAAGUAAGAAGCCUCUGAUGAUCAUUCAUCAUUUGGAGGAUUGUCCGCACUGUAUCGCUCUGAAAAAGGCAUUUUCGGAACAUCAGUCAAUUCAACGGAUGGCCAAAUCAGAAUUCAUCAUGCUCAAUUUAGUGCAUGAGACCACCGAUUCCAACUUGGCCCCUGAUGGCUUCUACGUCCCCAGGAUCAUGUUUGUUGAUCCGACGCUGACUGUGCGAGCUGACAUCGUUGGAAAGUACGCCAACCGAAUGUACACAUACGAGCCAGACGACAUAGACUUCUUGGCAGAGAACAUGAUAAAAGCCAAGAUCCUGCUCAAGGAAGAACAUGAGGAACAUGAUGAUCUGUAAUCAAUCAUUGCACAUUUCAUUGCAAUUCGUAACUUGGUAACACUUUACAAUAAGGUUGCAUUAGCAAAGUCCCUUUAAAGCAAGUCAUUUCACUCGGCGGCCAUCUUUGAAACGUCUCUUGGGUAUUCUGUUUGAAUGGGGAAAUAUCAAAUUCUCCAAAACUGCUUGCCACUUCAUAUUAGGAAUCACCAAUAAAAUUAAACAACAACUGUCCCUUUAGUUUCAUUUCUAAACGUCCAAAUCACACAGAAUCCGCAGAAACAUACGCCUGCUCCGAGCCCCUCCUCCAAAGUAUCGUCAGUCUCGUUGCUUAAUUUUGGAGUCGCGAGGUCCCCGAACAGAUCAGGUAACGGAUCCGUGGCGGAAGGAUGUUGCAGACGAAGGACGAAAGUGAAGUGUAGGGGGUUGUCGCGGAUGAAAGUGAAGAAGGUUGCGGAGUCGUGGAAGAAAAUGAAAGUGAGCAGCGGACGGGGGAGGAGGGCGGUUGAAGAGGGGGAUCGGUAAAAUCAGGUGGUGGAUCAGAUUUGAGAGGUGCCGGAAUCGGCAUGUUCUACAGCCAUUGAUGAUUGGCUCCUGUACUAGAAGGCGGGCUUUAUUUGCCAUAUAACGAUCGAUUAUUGGUUCCUGUGCUUGUAGGCGUGGCUUUAUUCAUGAUAUUGACGUUACACUUUUCCCCAUUCAAAAAGAUACGAGUGACAUGUCUUGUGUAUUCUAUAGUCUUUGGCAUUAGUUAAUAUUAAUGCAUUUACUAACAUGAGCAAACAAUAAACAAUACAUUUCCCAGGUAGCAAAGAAUUCUGGCACAGAUUUGACAUAAAGCUGGCAUUCAUUCAGCACUGGCAUACAGCAUGUGGGCCAAACAUGGCCCUGGUUUGGCAGGGGUGACACCAUCUUAAAGGGGGUACACAAUACUUGGGCUGAAUGUAAAAUAUAGUACUUGGCCCAGUUGUUAAAAAUUGAUAUGUGUGCCCUGUAAGUUUGACCUAUACCUUGAAAACGGAUAUCGUCCCAUGCCUAGUCGUGACACACCAACAUAUCUGGCCCAGUUAAGGGUAAUUAUUCCAACAGGUAAUUAAAUCUGGAAGCCAGACUUGGUCCAGUUAUGUACUGUAAUUCACUGCGGCAUGUGGGCCAUGCAAAAGCUGCUUGUGUGGGCCAGAGCUGGGCCAGAGAAAUUUAGCUAUGUGGGUUGUUACAGUAUUUGUUGAUGUUAGUUAAUAAAAAUACAGUCAUCAUUGUUAGUCCAUAUUAACUCAUGGUGCAUUAACUAACAUGAAUUUGCAUGUUAAUAAUGCAUUAGUAAAUGUUGAACUAUGAUUAAUAAAUGCUCUACAUGUAUUGUUCACACUUAGUUCAUGUUAGUAAAUACAAUAACUAAUGAAACUUUAUUGUAAAGUGUGACCAAAUAGGGUAACAUUUUACAGUAACAGUACAUGAAUAAUAAUGUAGUAAUACUAAUAUGUAAACUAAACGUUACUUUAUUAUGAACUAACGAUGCGUUAAGGCAUGCACUAAUCAAGAACUAACUUUAACUACAACAGGACUUCAUGAGUAGUUAAGAAUGAGUUAAUGAUAAUGUGCCCCUCCAAGUAAAGUCAUGACACAAAAAUAUAUUAGCAGUUUAUGAGUUCAUGUUAGUUACAUUUAGCUAAAACUGAAGUGUUAAUUAAUACAUUAAUUAACAAACAAGUAAUUAAGGUGGCCAUUCUUCACACAAGAGUGACAUGAGGGCUCAGUGGUUAGCACUGUCACCUUACAGCAAGAAGGUUGCUGAUUCGAGUCCCUACUGGAUCAAUUGGCAUUUCUGUGUGGAGUUUGCAUGUUCUCCCCUUGUUCGUGUGGGAUUUAUCCGGGUACUCCGGAUUCCCCCAUAGUGUAUGUGUGUGGAUGAGUGUGUAUGGAUGUUUCCCAGAACUGGGUUGCAGCUGGAAGGGCAUCUGCUGUGUAAAACAUUUGCUGGAUAAAGGGACUAAAGCAAAGGAAAAUGAAUGAAUGAAUGAAUGAAUUAAUUAUUCACACAUGUAAUUGUGAUGUUGUAGAUAAAGUUUGCUCUUGCUUAGCACAUGCCUUAACUCAUCAUUAGUUCAUGAUUAAGUAACGUUUAGUCUACAUAUUAGUAUAUCAUGAUUGAUUCAUAUACUGUUAUUGUAAAGUGUUACCCAAACUGGUUACGUUUCAAGGCAUGCACAGCAAUCUACAGCUCUCUUUGUGCAACUUUGAAUAAAGUCUGUUGGAAUAAA